GCAGGAGGGAGUCACGUGAGCAGAGGGGCAGAUCCCGGGGCGGGGGAGACACAGGUGAGCGGCGCUUGAGCUGCGGGAGGACAGGUCGGGGCUGCGCUGGGGAGGUGAGAGAGAGGCAGUCGCCUGUGCGUGCGCCGUGUGUCAAUGAAGCCUGGUCAGUGCGCACCGGACUCUCCUCUCAGCUGCUUUUAGCCCCUGUCCCUCUCGGGCUUUGAUGCAUCUGGUCGCAGCGCUGAGACUGUGUCUGACACAUGGAGCGACAGCCUGACCCGGAGAGGGAAAAGUUGCCUGAAUGAGGGCGAUUCGAUCCCGGGAUCUGCGUUCCGCUGGGAAUGAAUUUACAGCCCGACUCUAUUGCUGUAGCCGGAUCCGGACACUGGCAGAUGGUCCGAGAACAAUAUACAAAAGCAACACAAGGAACAAACAUCGAGAGGCCGGAGAAACAAUAUGUCUACAAUAUUGGCAUUUACGGAUGGAGAAAACGUUGCCUCUACCUAUUCGUCCUCCUUCUCCUCAUCAUCUUAGUUGUGAACUUUGCUCUGACCAUAUGGAUUCUCAAAGUAAUGUGGUUCUCACCAAGCGGAAUGGGACACUUACGUGUUACGAGUGAAGGGCUGCGCCUUGAGGGGGAAUCAGAGUUCCUUUACCCCUUGUAUGCCAAAGAAAUUCACUCCAGAGUGGACGAUUCCCUGCUUUUACAUUCAUCCCAGAAUAUCACUGUAAAUGCUCGCAACUCAGACGGUCAUAUAACGGGCAGGCUCACAGUGGGUCCUAACGCAAUAGAGACCCAUGGACAGCAGUUUCAGAUCAACUCGGCCAACGGCAAGAUGCUGUUUUCUGUUGAUGAACAUGAGGUGUUGGUGGGAACAGAUAAACUAAGAGUGACAGGACCUCAAGGGGCUUUAUUUGAACACUCAGUGGAAACACCGUUGGUCAGAGCUGAUUCUUCUAAGCAACUGAGACUAGAAUCACCUACUCGCUCUCUGAGCAUCGAUGCACCAAAAGGAGUUCACAUAAAGGCUCAAGCCGGAAACAUUGAGGUUCUUUCUCAACAGGACAUCAAGUUACAAAGCAGCGAUGGAAUGCUGGUACUUGAUGCCGAAACGGUGCGACUGCCCAAGCUAAGCCUGCCGACUCCUCCUUCUGACUCGCGUCGUAAUUCCGGCAGCUCUCAGGAACUUUAUGAGAUUUGCGUUUGCCCGGACGGGAAACUCUACUUGUCAGUAGCCGGUUAUGGAUCGACAUGCCAAGAGUACAGUCGCCACUGCCAAUAAGAACUGACCCUGCCAGGAUGCCGACCCCGCUAUACAUUUUAUAGAGUCUGAAGAAGUCCCGCCACCAGCUGAGGAUUUUCAGACGCAAGAGGCAACACAUGGGUUGUAUAUUUGUAUUUUUAAAACCGCUGACUUUUCAAGAGAAACAGCAAUCUUAAUAUUUUUGUAGCCUAUGUAAUAUAGCACAAGCUAAUCCUGACUUGAAAAUGUGUUACCACUGAUAUUGUCUCUGCUGAAGCAAAUGGAAAGAACUUUAGCCUGAAGUCCAGCAGUAAAUAUAAAAAUAAAUAAAUAAAAAAUAAAGCCAACGAAUCAGGUUGAGUGUAGAAUAUUUAUCUUAUAGAAGUGCAUUUCAUACGAAGGCUGCUUAAUUAUAGUCACCAUGUGCCCAUAGGAAAGCACUCCACUAUCUUGUGUAUAUGUAAAAAGCCCACUGUGCCUGAUUAAUAGCAAUAGGUAUUGGUAACCAACAAUCUGGGUUUGAAAUUCCAGGCACCUUUGCAGAAUGUGUGCCGAAAUGAAUAGGGUGCAGACAAGCAACAUAAUUGAUAUGGUGACCACCACCAGCUGUUAUUUCCAUGACUUCAUUCAAGAAUAGUAACAAUGAAAAAUAAUGUAGGUCAAAUGAUUUGAUAAUUAGUUCAGAAUUCAGGUCAGUUUCUCUGAUUGAAGACUCAGCUCCAAAAGAAGAUAGAAGCCAGUUGGCUCAACGCUAUUGAUAACCCUACACAGUGGAAACAACAGUCUUAAAGAACCAGUAACACCAAAUGAAACUUAUUCGUUGGACAAGUCAUACCAGUUAUUUCAUUUGUGAGCAUGUUCAAAUAUUUUGUUUGAAGUGGAAGUCAUGUAUAUUAUUGCCUAGUGUUUGCUCUGCUGUGUUCAUCCAGAUUUUAUUCCAAGUUCCACCAGUUCACUGUGUCCAACAAGACCUUAAAUCAUACAUAGCACUGGCCUCCCGUAAGCUCUAACUCAAUAUUACUUUGAAUAUUUAUGGAUUUUAAGAUAUGGAUUUAUCAAUCCAAAAAAAAUCUUGAAGAAAAAACUGUCAGUGGGAGGUACAGUAUAUUUUCAACAUUUAAGCUAUUUUAUUUUCCCAGACUCAUUGGGGCAAGUUCACUAAAGGGUGAAUUUUUGCACACACACUUCUCGUCAACUUCUCUAGGUGCAAAUUCGCUACCACUAAGCUAAUUCACUAAAAUGUGAAGUUGCAUCUUGGCAGCCAAACACUGGUGACGUUUCGCUAGCGUUAGUUCAUCUGUGCGAGAAUUUCAUAGCAAACUUUCGUAUUCGUUUCUGGCUAGAGAAACUUCAUUAGUACAUUGAAUAGGGCG
Xenopus laevis (African clawed frog) is the source of this 2608-nucleotide messenger RNA. RefSeq names its product sarcoglycan gamma S homeolog (gene sgcg.S). Gene Ontology annotation, cellular component: membrane; sarcolemma; cytoskeleton. The transcript has 8 exons. The record is from RefSeq and is a predicted model, not a curated record. NCBI's taxonomy places the organism in Eukaryota, Metazoa, Chordata, Amphibia, Anura, Pipidae. The coding region runs from base 333 to 1274 and encodes 313 amino acids. Gene Ontology annotation, biological process: heart contraction; cardiac muscle tissue development.